Messenger RNA from Schistosoma rodhaini, 4719 nucleotides. The record is from the annotation of a GenBank genome assembly. NCBI's taxonomy places the organism in Eukaryota, Metazoa, Platyhelminthes, Trematoda, Strigeidida, Schistosomatidae.
AUGUCGUACGAUCUAACUCCCAUUUAUGCUUUCUAUAGUCUAUUCCCAAAGUUUAAUACCCAUUUUGUGCAUUACUGCACGCUUGUUCAAACUAUGUAUGGCCGACGUCGAGCCGCAGCUUUGCCCCAUGUCUCCAGACGUCAGGGUGAUGCUGUAACAACAGAUACUGUUCAACACGUUGACUGUGCAGAAGCCACUAUUGAUACACUACAUUCUCGUCUACUGAGUCGAUCGAGGCCUGUGGGAGCGUCUUUCAUUUCUUCAUCAUCAUCCAGUAAUUCGUCACGUUCACCACCUCCACUAACAAGACGAACACGUCAGGUUCGUAGAAUAGACCGUACUCAUCAUUUGUCUCAGCGUUCUACUGCUAAUCCAAGAUCACGUAGUCGUGGUUUAUCAGAUAACCUAGAACCAAACAAUCCAAAUGUUUCAGCUUCUCGUCGAAGUCGUCGACGUAAUUUCGUUCGUCCUCCAUUUCUUCAGCUUUUGUUUUCCUCCCAUGGAAGUCCUUCAUAUCAAAAUGAGUCGACCACUGAAAGUGUUAGAAUAAACCUGGAGAGUUUUAACGAUGAUAGUAUUCAAUUAACUCGCACUGAAGACCUUGAUUCCAGUAACAGACCUGGACGUUUACGUACCACAAGGUCUGGAAGAAGAGCCACACGUCGCCUAUCAGCAACAAACACGCGUUCCGUACCUUCUACGAAUAUUCCAUCUACUAACCAUCCAUCACGUGCAAACAAUAGUAGGCGCUCUCAAAGUCUUAUUGAUUGCCCAGACGUUCGGGCGGCUCUGACAGCAGCUAGAUCCACUGGUCUUGAAAGUGAUGACGAUUGUGUAAUCUGUUUAUGUGAAAAAUCAAAUCGUUGUGUUGUUUUACCUUGUAUGCAUACAUUUUGUUAUGAUUGUAUUUAUCGUUGGCUCAGUAUCAAUCCUUCUUGUCCAUUAUGUAAACGUUUGGCUCAAAAAAUCAUUCAUUCUGUUCUGUCCGAUACGGAAUUCACUGAAUUAUUAGUAUCUGAUCUACCAAAUAAUAACCGACGUAAUCGAGUAAAUAAUUUAUCCACUACAUUUCGCUUGGAUGAUGAAUAUUUAAAUGCAUCGCCAGAUGACACCACUAUUCCGCGAUCACACCAUCAUUAUCACUAUCAUCAUCAUUUAGGUACACAUCAAGUGCGUUUACUUAAUUAUCUCGAUGGAGUGACUCGUUCAUCAUCAGAUAGCACUUCGUUAUACAUACCUCCCAUUCUUUUUCCAUCUGAUACCUCUAUAUCUCAACCAAGAGCCGUUGGGAUUCUUGAUACUUCUUCACACAUGUCAUACAGAUGGAAUCCAGAACUAGGGUCAGCAGAAAAUCGUCGGUCACUUCUAACCAUUUUGGUUGAUAAUGCUCUUCGAUCCAGCACUUCUUCGCUUUUGAAUAGUUUACUACUUCGACAGUUAGUAUACAUUUUCUGUCUUGAUUCCAUCCCUGUCCUACAAGAGUCUGAUCUCACACGAAAUAUCAGUCCAGAAUUUCUAGCAGCAAACGAAACUCAUAGACACAGGCUCGCAUCAUUCGUCCGUCGUGAAUUACGUGUUAUCGCUCCAUGGCUUGCUUAUGACAUUUCUUAUGGUUCGCAAGGAAGUCGUGAAAAUUCGGAGGAUAUCGGGUAUUAUAAUGCCGCUGUAACAUCUCCUCUUAUAUCUGGUCCUCCUGGCUUAGAGGUGGAAACAAGGGAACUCGACAAUUUAACCAAUAUAGUCUUGCAACACAUAUGUACAGUCCCAAUAACAAAUGAACAGUCACUUGUUGAUCUUUUGGUAACUCAACCAGCUCUUCAUCCAUCACUAGUACCCCGUGUGUACCUUCACCAUCUAGCCUCAGAGAUUUCGCAAUUCGCUCAGUUCACCGGAAGCAUGGAAGAAUACGAUUCCUCGGUUUGUCUGUAUCGGCGCAGAGUUGCUUUGGGCGGAUUAAUCUCGUCAUCAACUGAAAGACACAGGGAUAGACAGUUUCAAGGACUUUCUCAUGACCCUCGUUUGGCUGUUUAUAUUGCUUCCGCCUGUUGGCCUCGACUCCGUCCGGGUUUCGCCCAACCUGAAGGACUCAUCAUCCAUCCUCUAAUCAAUUGGCUACUCCAAAGACUGUUCGUUCAUGCUGUCUCUGGCGCUUCUCAUCCUGAUCCUUUACCUGGUACAGGAGAUCCUCCGCCUAGCCUACCUAGUCCAUUAGUAUUUCAUGGUCCUUCACUAACUUGUCAUCCUAACUGUCUUCGUUUAGGAAGUUCUUGUCAUGCUCUUCUUGAAGCGAUCAUAUCUUUCUCCAGAUUAAGAGGUCAAACGUCAGGGAGGACUAUUAAUUUGAGUCAUGAUGGAUCAGUAAGUACCUCAGAAAUUUUCCCAAACCGUCUCUUAUAUCAACGCGUUUUAAGUGAACUGAUAGAUCAAGCACGGUUCAGUGAAGCUCUUAGUGGUCAAUUCAGUCAAUGUAAUGAUCGUACCCGACUGACGUGCCUUACACCACAAAAUGCAGAAGAAAAUUCUGUAAGUUCAGUUCCAAAUCAACGCACUAGUAGUAGAGUAUCUAUCCGAAAUGUUAUUAGCGUAAGAGAGCCUGCUGAUUACUUACAACCAGCUAUUCAGUCCCACCCACUUGCACUAAGACGUCUAGACGGUCUUUUACUUCUUUUCACUGCACGCGUGCCUGGUUUAAGAAAUGAUCCAGAACACCUGAUCAGUGAACUAUUACAUAUGCCACUUAUGCCGAUGACCCUAACUCCAUUAGCCGUUAUUGAUCUCACCAGCCCGAGGUCAGUAGUUAAUAGAUCACAAACAUUUUCCAUGCAGUCAGAAGGCCGAGGACAGUCGUUAGAAAACUUGGACACGAUAAGAGCACCAUAUGCAUCAAGGUUCUCAGGAAUUGAUUGGACAUUUCUAAGACAGCCUUCACACUCUUUGUGUCCUCAAACUGAUCGUUCUGCUAAUUCAGCUACUAGUACUAAUGGAAUUACUAACGAUGUUAAUUCUGGUGAUUGGAGCUCGGCUGCAUCGAAUCAGCAAACAACGUCUAGUGACAUUUGUCCUUUUAGAGGUAGUCGGAUUUUCCCCUUGGUAUCUUCAGUUGGAUCAAUUGCAUCAGCUGAUGAGUCUCCAUCAGUGCACAAUUCACCUGGUGGUUGGCGUGACACGGCUCCAUAUGUCGUCAUAUCAUCGGACUCCUCUGAUGAAGAAACAAUAGGUCAUAAUGAACCGUGUGUAGCUCCUGCUCAAUCCAAUGUAUUGACCUCUGACGAUUCAGAACCAGGUCAUGAGUCUUCCCCAGAUAGUCGAACAAACGGAUGUGAAUCCACUGCAUCUCUUGGUUCGUUGUUUAAGACAUUUUCAAAUAUGCCUUUACAAAAUGACUUUCCAACUGUAAACGAAUCUGUUCAACACUCAAUCCAAGAAACAGACAAGAAUAAAGCUUUUCAUUCAAGCACUGCACGAAAUUAUUCAGAUAUUGACAACAUGCACAGUGUAACUACUAAAUUGUCCCUUAGUUCAUCAGUAUUGUCUUCCACCAACACAAAUACCAACUGGAGUGAUAGUUUCACUGAACGGUAUUCAUCCAUACCCCGUCGUGAAGAGCCUAUGGAAAUAGACGAACGACCUGAUGAGAUUUCGUAUUCGACAAUCCCAUCAUCCAGUGUUUGUGGUUCAUGUUUAGCUGAUUUGCCUAAGAGGACCACAAAUCUUGUAUCUGAAAAUAAGUAUAGUGUAAAAUCCGAUUGCUCAAAAAACACUGAAGCUAAUACUGUGGGAAACAGGUUAAACAUUUUUUCCCCUAGAAAUUCUCUUAAAUACUAUUAUCACUCUCAAACAAAGCACGAAGCACAUUAUCGUCAUCGCAGGCGAAAGUUAAAUAUCAGUCAUUUGGAGAACACAGAUAGUGAUUGUGAACUUAUUAGAGAAUCGAUUAAAAUAGAUAGUGAUUCAUCGUGUUCGACUUCUAGAUCGGUCUUCUCAUCAAGGUCGUCAUCCUCUUCAAGUGAAUUGCAGCAAACUUCAAAAUUCAACUCAGCAGCAAUGCGCUUGCGUAAUUCUUCACGUCAACGUAAAACUGUCCAUCGUAAAAAUUAUCACUGUCACCGUAGUCGGUGUGACCGCUAUCAUCGUAAGUGUCGUCACAAGCAUUCAUGCUGCUGUUAUUGUCACUCAAGACGUCAUCAUAAGUUAUCGAUUCAUAAAUAUCAUCAGAGUCCUGAGAAACUAGUCAACUUAAACAACCCAUCUUCCCCAGUCGUAAUUUCAGACGGCGACGAUGCUGAUGAAUCUCAUAAAACUGCUCCUGAAACAAGUAAUUCUCCUAAUCUCAAUCAGCAUCCAGGUCUACAAACUGAGGAGACUUCGCAAGAUGUUUUAUAUGACCGUCUUGCUAAUGAAAAUUCGCUUUCACUCCCAACCACUCCAAACCACAACAGUAUGUUUUGCCUUCCUCAAAACGACUCUGUUUCUGCUGAUCGAUCUGACAAUGCUCCGUGUAGCUCAAAAACACAUACUUCAUCUGUUAACGAUUUGAAUCAUUCAACAAACUUCCCUAUUUAUGAACCUCCUACAGCCACCGAGUUUUAUCGCUUACUCGCUAAAUUUGAAAGUCAAGAUGAUGACGGCAAAAAUCUUAACCCAGUUGUAUGUGAAUCAACGCCUACAGCAUUAUUAUUGUCUAAUAAAUGGAGCCAAACAGAUAUAGUGAAGCUAUAA